Messenger RNA from Dendrobium catenatum, 2946 nucleotides. Its product is annotated as scarecrow-like protein 27. Gene Ontology annotation, cellular component: nucleus. The coding region runs from base 398 to 2557 and encodes 719 amino acids. The record is from RefSeq and is a predicted model, not a curated record. Lineage: Eukaryota; Viridiplantae; Streptophyta; Magnoliopsida; Asparagales; Orchidaceae. The transcript has a single exon. Gene Ontology annotation, biological process: regulation of DNA-templated transcription. Gene Ontology annotation, molecular function: DNA-binding transcription factor activity; sequence-specific DNA binding.
UUUAAUACUUUUUCCAUGUUGCACGCAUCAAUAGCAGAGGACACAGAGGAAAUAGAAACAGCGUGAGGGAGAGAGAGAGAGAGAGGACUUAGGAGUGAGGUGUACUCUAUUUUCUCUCUGUCAUUUCAGGUUUCCUGAGCACCGGGAGAGAAGAAGAAGAACAGUGGAAAUGGGGAGAACAUAAGCUCGGAAGAGGAAGAAAGUAUCCACCUUGAACUUUCGCAGGUUGCAUGCAAGGCAAUCCACUCGUUAAUCUCUCAUUGCGGAGCCAAGAUCUCUUUUUUUCUCUCCCUUUUCUUGGUUUCAUCUCUAGCUCCAACUGCGAAAGGGAUAUAUAUGAAUAGCAAGAGACAGCUAAGGAUCUAAGCCUCUUUUGUAUGCGGCGGCUUGUUUUUAGAUGAGGGGAAUGCCCUUCAGUCUUUCGGGGAAGGGAGCGCUGGAAGCAAUAGCAGCUCAAAUCCUUGGGGAGGAAGACAAAGGCGGCACCUUUUGGAGUGGCUGUAGUCAUAGGAAGAGGAAAGGGGAGGUCUUGGAACCCAGAUCGGUUUUGUAUCACAGGAGGAGCCCAAGCCCUCCUACCUCUACAUCCACCCUGUCUUCUUCUCUUAGCAGCGGCGGCGGCGGUGGAGGUGGAGGCUCAACUGAGACCGGCGGAGUGGCGGCAGUCUCUGAAAACCCCUCCCAGAGGAAGGAGGAAUGGGCGACGGAGCUACACCCCAUCGCUGGAUCACUGGAGAUGAGUGGCAUCGUCAGCGCAGGCGAGAAGUGUGGGAUAGGGGCUGACGACUGGGAGACGAUGCUUACUUCCUCAGCCGCUUCCCCGAACCAGGAGCAAACUUUCCUCCGCUGGAUCAUGGGAGACAUCGACGAUCCUUCCUCUGCUUCAAAGCAUCAUCAUUAUCAUCAGGUUCCCUCCCAGGCGCCGCCGGUGGAGUUUGACGCCGGUAUCACCGUUGCGGGCUUUGGUCUCGUCGACCCACUCCUGGGAUUUGAACCCAUCGGAGGAAUCGCCGGCACUACGUCCUCCGGUGGGUUUUACCAGGGCAGCAGAAACAUCGAUGGUAAAAAAGCAAAUUUUAUAAACCCACCGUCUGGUAUGACCUUCCAAGAACCCACUGAUGAGAAGCCCCAGCUUUUUAGCCCUAACCUCCUACAAACCAAUAUUUCUCCUAACCCAGCUUUUUUUCUUCCAAGUUCAUCUCUUACUGCAGCCACAGCACAACACCAGACCUCCAACCUCCUCUCUCCUCACCCCAAGCGUCACCAGUCCAUGCCUCAUGACUCAGCUUUCUCAAUCCCUUCCUUGUGCGCCGGCCAGCUCCAAGCAUACCCAUAUCAACUCCAGCAACGGCUGAUGAAGCCCAGGCCUUCAUUGGCUGGGAAUGAUGCAGCGUCUACUGCUGCCAUGGCCUUACAGCAGCAUCAGGCCCUUAUUGACCAGCUCUUCGAAACAGCUGAGCUCGUCGAGGCCGGGAAUUUCAUCAGCGCCCAUGGGAUAUUGGCGCGGCUCAAUCACCAGCUCUCCUCCCCUCUGGGAAAGCCCCUUCUCCGCUCAGCAUUUUACUUCAAGGAGGCACUGCAAGUCCUUGUAGCAAACUCUUAUAAUCCUCCACUGGUCACCUCCUCUCCUUCGCACCAUCACAGAACACCAUUCACUACUUCGUUGUUCACUCCAUUGGAUGUAGUCCUCAAGCUCAGUGCCUACAAGACCUUCUCCGAGGUUUCCCCUGUUCUCCAUUUCACCAACUUCACUGUCACACAAGCUCUCCUUGAGGAGCUUGGCACUGCGGAUUGCAUCCACAUCAUAGACUUUGAUAUUGGAAUUGGCGGGCAAUGGUCCUCCUUCAUACACGAGCUCGCACAGCGUAGGCGUUCUUCCACUGCCCCUCGGCUCAAAAUCACUGCUUUCGUCUCCCUCUGCGCCUUCCACCCACUAGAACUCCAUCUUACCCGUGAAAACCUCGCCCAGUUUGCUGCUGACCUCAACAUCCCAUUUGAAAUCAACAUCUCUAGCUUAGAAUCUUUUGACCCUGUUGAAAUCCUUGCGGUCUCGGCAGGUUGCAAUGAGAUAAUUGCUGUGAACCUUCCUGUAGGAUCUGCGCUUAACCCAUCCUUUUCGACAUUGCUUCGCCUUGUCAAGCAAUUGACACCCAAGAUUGUCAUGUCCGUUGAUCAAGGCUGUGAUAGGAGCGACUUACCUUUUUCCCAUCACUUCCUCCAUGCAUUACAGUCCUCCAUGAUCCUCCUUGACUCCAUUGAUGCAGCUGGAAGUAACAUGGAUAUGUCCAACAAGAUAGAGAGGUUUAUUCUUCAACCCAAGAUUGAGAAUUGCAUAAUAGGGCGUUACCGUGCUGCUGACAAGAUGCUACAAUGGCGAACGCUUUUUGCAUCAGCUGGUUUUGUGCCAGUGCAGUUCAGCAACUUCACGGAGAUGCAAGCAGAGUGUCUGUUAAAGAGGGUUCAGGUGAGGGGAUUCCAUGUAGAGAAGCGGCAGGCUUCACUUUACCUCUAUUGGCAACGAGGCGAGCUGGUGUCGAUUUCAGCAUGGAGGUGCUAAGGAUCUUUUACUUUCUACAUCCCUGCAAGCAUGUCAUCUGGUAAUAUCUCAUAGUCACUUUUCCUAUGGUUAUCUUUUGUAGACAUUGUAGAUCUUAAGAAUAUGAAGAUUCUGUGGUGACAAACCUAUUUUGUUAUCCUAAGUUCCUUUUGUCUUACCAAUUGGUCAUCAGUUCAUUUCUCAUGUGUUCAAAGACAGAUUCCUGCUUUGUAGAAAAGGUAUCUAACAAGUUUGACAGUUUGGCUCAGCUUAAAUUGUGCAUUUUUUUUCUUAUUUCAAUGCAUGUGUGUUGAAAAUAUGAGAUUUGAAUUUCACCAAGAAACAAUUCUCGUGUUUUGAUGGUGUGGUUGUAGCAUUUAACGUCAACAAUUUCAAUUUGACUGUGAAUU